Molecule: messenger RNA, 444 nt
Organism: Ostreobium quekettii
Lineage: Eukaryota; Viridiplantae; Chlorophyta; Ulvophyceae; Bryopsidales; Ostreobiaceae
Source: the annotation of a GenBank genome assembly
AUGCGCUGUUCAUUGACUGGAUGGGAGGGGCCGAUGCCAGGUCUCUUCCGAGGCAUUUCAGUAACCCUCUGGAGGGACGCUCCGAGCCAUGGUGUGUACUUUUAUGUCUACCACCGCACCAAAGACAUCAUCGACUCCUGGGAACGAAAUGAAGGCUCGGCAGCCGGCGGGUCGUCAUUCGGGAUGUUUGUUGCAGGCGGAUUGGCUGGCGCGGCAUCCUGGCUGUCCGUUUACCCGUUGGACGUCUGCAAGUCCCGGAUGCAGGCCGAGGACCGGUGCAGGUCGCCCUACAGGACGUGGCUGGACUGCGCCGCACAGACCUACCAACAAGAGCGCGCAGGCGCAUUUUGGAGGGGCCUGACACCCACCUUGUUCCGCGGCUUCCUUGUCAAUGCCGCCAUUUUCACAUCCUACGAGAGCUGUAUUGGCAUUCUCGGCGCGUGA